This is a messenger RNA of Synchytrium microbalum, 1275 nucleotides long. RefSeq lists its product as uncharacterized. The coding region runs from base 1 to 1275 and encodes 424 amino acids. NCBI's taxonomy places the organism in Eukaryota, Fungi, Chytridiomycota, Chytridiomycetes, Synchytriales, Synchytriaceae. The transcript has 3 exons. The record is from RefSeq and is a predicted model, not a curated record. Gene Ontology annotation, cellular component: membrane.
AUGGACAGAGGAACAAGGAGUCACGAGUCACUGCUAUCUGUACUAGAACGUGACGAUGCAUCUAACACUAUUGCAUUGACUCCUGGCGAUGAGGACAAUGAUACCCUGUUGAUGGAUCAAGUCGACACCAAACUACCAACUCAUCGUAAAACUGGACUAUUCCUACUAUCACUAUGUGUCGUCGCUUUUGUAGUCCAAUCGGAAGCAGUCCAAUUCCUAUCAACAUCCUUCGGAUCGCCAUACUUUGUGCUAUACUUUGCGCAUGGAUUUUACUCAAUCCUGCUGCCAAUCCAAUAUGCGUAUUGUUACAUGAGCUAUGGAGACUCAAUACACGAUUACAAGGCUAGAAUACAUUCUCUGGCACUUGGUUUGCCAUGGCUGAAACAUUAUGGUGGUGGUAAAGGACAUGGGUCAUCAGUAGUGAUUUCAAGGAGUAUAUUAAAUUUGGCUGUUACGCUGACGCUGUUGUUUACUGUUGGAUCUUAUUCGUGGUAUCUGGCAGUCUCGAGGAUAUCACUGGGAGACCUUACGGCCAUAUACAACACAUCGUGUUUCUGGGCAUAUGCAUUAUCAGUCAUUCUAGGGCGAGAAUCCCUUCACACGAUAAAACUGGCUUCUGUAGGGCUCGCCAUUGCAGGUGUCAUCGUAAUAACAAGAUGGAACUCUGAAACUAAUAAUAGUACCAACGACAAUACCAUAAACGACGAUACGUCACAACAGCAUGGAAUGGGAUACAUCUACGCAAUCUCAUCCUCCAUAUUCGCAGGCAUAUACGAUGUAGUAUACGCAACACUAGCAGUCCCCGAGAAGAAACCAAGCAUGCUGCUAUCCGUGUACAUAACAGGUCUGCUCGGCAUCGUAACGCUCAUACUAGGCCUAAUACCGUUUCCAAUACUGCAUUAUACGCGAUUCGAGAGAUUCGAACUGCCAUCUAUACAUUCUGCAUCUGCCAUGCUGGUCAUAUCUGUGCUGGGAGUGCUGUACAAUGCAUCGUUUAUGUUGAGUUUGGCUAUUACGGGGCCUGUGGUUGCUAGUCUUGGGAUAUUGUUGACUAUACCGUCGACUACCAUUGUUGACGCUGUGUUUAAUGGCAAGGCGGUUGGGGUGGGGACUUUGGUUGGAUCUUUGAUGAUAUUGGUGUCAUAUGUGCUGAUUCAUCGGGAAGACUGUGGUGGUAGUAAUAAGAAUAGUAAGAGCGAUGGGAAUGUGAGAAUGAGGAGUAGUGGGAAUACCAGUAGGAAUAGUGUUGAGGUGAUUGAUGAUGAUGAACGGUGA